Propithecus coquereli (Coquerel's sifaka) is the source of this 7420-nucleotide messenger RNA. RefSeq names its product unc-13 homolog C (C. elegans) (gene UNC13C). The record is from RefSeq and is a predicted model, not a curated record. Gene Ontology annotation, cellular component: synaptic vesicle membrane; presynaptic active zone cytoplasmic component; plasma membrane. Gene Ontology annotation, biological process: dense core granule priming; presynaptic dense core vesicle exocytosis; synaptic vesicle priming. Gene Ontology annotation, molecular function: calcium ion binding; phospholipid binding; syntaxin-1 binding. Lineage: Eukaryota; Metazoa; Chordata; Mammalia; Primates; Indriidae. The transcript has 35 exons.
AUGGUGGCUAAUUUUUUCAAGAGCUUGAUUUUCCCUUACAUACAUAAGCUUUGCAAAGGAAUGUUCACAAAGAAAUCGGGAAAUACAAACACAAAAAAAGAGAAUCGUCAGCAGAAAAAGGAUCAAGACGUUCCUCCUGCUGGCCAGACCAAACCCCCCAGAAUCUCUAACACCCUGAAAAGCACGGUGAGGAAGAUCGCCAAGUGUUCAUCGGCUCGCAACUUAUCCACUGAGGACGACAAGGACAGCAAAGAGUUUUCCCUCUCGCCCACGCUCAGUUACCGUGUAGCAAUUGCCAACGGCCUACAGAAAAAUAUCAGCGUCACCAACGGUGACAAUGAGGCUCUGCUUCAAGAGCUGUCUUCCAUUGAGAGCUCCUGCUCGGGAUCCUUAAACGAACUAAGGAGCAGCACGGAGAGCCAGGCGCAGCCCGCGCGCGCCAUGCCGGUGAGACGCAACAGGAAGAGUUCGAGCAGCCUCGCCCCCUCCGAGGGCAGCUCCGACGGGGAGCGCACGCUCCACAGCUUAAAACUAGGGGCCUUAAGAAAACUGAGAAAAUGGAAGAAGAGUCAAGAGUGUGUCUCCUCAGAUUCCGAGCUGAGCACCAUGAAGAAAACCUGGGGAAUAAGAAGCAAGUCUUUGGACAGAACCGCCCGAAACCCCAAGACAAAUGCCCUGGAGCCGGGAUUUAGUUCCUCGGGCUGCAUCAGCCAAACACAUGACGUCAUGGAAAUGAUCUUUAAGGAGCUUCAGGGAAUAAGUCAGAUCGAAACGGAACUCUCUGAACUGCGAGGACACGUCAAUGCUCUCAAGCACUCCAUCGAUGAGAUCUCCAGCAGCGUGGAGGUUGUGCAAAGUGAAAUCGAGCAGCUGCGUACGGGAUUCGUCCAGUCUCGGAGGGAAACCAGAGACAUCCAUGAUUAUAUUAAACACUUAGGGCACAUGGGUAGCAAGGCAAGCCUGAGAUUUUUAAAUGUGCCCGAAGAAAGAUUUGAAUAUGUCGAAAGUGUGGUGUACCAAAUUCUAAUAGAUAAAAUGGGCUUUUCAGAUGUGCCGAAUGCUAUUAAAAUUGAAUUUGCUCAGAGGAUAGGACAUCAAAGGGACUGCCCAAAUGCAAAGCCUCGACCUAUACUUGUGUACUUCGAAACCCCUCAGCAGAGGGAUUCUGUCUUAAAAAAGUCAUAUAAACUCAAAGGAACAGGCAUUGGAAUCUCCACAGAUAUUCUGACUCAUGAUAUCAGAGAAAGAAAAGAGAAAGGGAUACCAUCCUCACAGACAUAUGAAAGCAUGGAUAUAAAAUUUUCUACUCCAGAGCCCAAAAUCAAGAAGAACAAUUGGCAGUCACCUGAUGACAGUGACGGAGAGCUGGAAUCUGACCUCAAUAGAAACAGUUAUGCUGUGCUUUCCAAGCCAGAGUUUCCAACAAAGGGAAGCACUUCCAAGCCAAGCUCAAAAUCACACAGUGCAAAAUCCAAGAAUAAAACAGCUAAUAGCAACAGAAUUUCAAAUAAGUCAAAUUAUGAUAAAACUUCCUCACAAUUGCCAGAAUCACAUAUCGCGGAAAAGCAAACCACAACCCAUUAUGCUGAUGCAACACCUCUCUGGCAUUCACAGAGUGAUUUUUUCACUGCUAAACUUAGUCGUUCUGAGUCAGAUUUUUCCAAAUUGUGUCAGUCUUACUCAGAGGAUUUUUCGGAAAAUCAGUUUUUCGUUAGAACUAAUGGAAGCUCCCUCCUGUCAUCUUCAGAUCGGGAACUAUGGCAGAGGAAACAGGAGGGCACACCCACCUUGUAUGACAGUCCUCAGGACCAGCAUUUAAGUGGGAGUGUUCAGGGCGUCCAAGGACACAGUGAGAUUGAAAACACAGAAACUGUGGAUAGUGGAAUGAGUAACGGCAUGCUAUGUGCCUCUGGAGACCGAAGUCAUUAUAGUGAUUCUCAGCUCUCUUUGCAUGAGGAUCUUUCUCCAUGGAAGGAAUGGAAUCAAGUAGAGCAAGGAGCUGAUUUAGGCUUGGAUUCUUCUACCCAGGAAGCGUUUGACUAUGACACAAACAGUCUUUCUGACCAACACCUGCAUGUUUAUAAUAAAGACCUAGAAUACUUGGAAAAGUGCCACAGUGACCUUCAAGAUGACUCAGAGAGCUAUGAUUUAACCCAAGAUGACAACUCAUCUCCGUGCCCAGGAUUGGAUAAUGAACCACAAGGCCAGUGGGUUGGCCAAUAUGAUUCUUAUCAGGAAUCUAAUUCUAAUGAGCUGUACGAAAAUCAAAACCAAUUGUCCAUGAUGUAUCGAAGUCAAAGUGAAUUGCAAAGUGAUGAUUCGGAGGAUGCCCCGCCCAAAUCAUGGCAUAGUCGAUUAAGCAUUGACCUUUCUGAUAAGACUUUCAGCUUCCCAAAAUUUGGAUCUACACUGCAGAGGGCUAAAUCAGCCUUGGAAGUAGUAUGGAACAAAAGCACACAGAGCCUCAGUGGGUAUGAGGACAGUGGCUCUUCCUUAAUGGGGAGAUUUCGGACAUUAUCUCAAUCAACUGCAAAUGAAUCAAGUACCACACUUGACUCUGAUGUCUACACGGAGCCCUAUUACUACAAAGCAGAGAAUGAGGAGGAUUAUAGUGAACCAGUGGCUGUUAAUGAAACAGAUUAUGUUGAAGUGAUGGAACAAGUCCUUGCUAAGCUGGAAAAUAGGACUAGUAUUACUGAAACAGAUACACAGAUGCAGGAAUAUGAUCACCCUUUAUAUGAAACACCUUACGAAACCCCACAAGAUGAGAGUUAUGAUGGGCAGGCAGAUGAUGUGGUUAGUGAAUGUGGAUUGGAACCCUUAAAUGAAACAUUAGUUGAAAUGGAAAUAAGAGAAGAUGAAAACCAAAACGUUCCUGAACAGCCAGUGGAAAUCAUAAAGCCAAAGAGAAUUCGUCCCUCUUUCAAAGAAGCAGCUUUAAGGGCCUACAAAAAGCAAAUGGCAGAGUUGGAAGAGAAGAUCUUGGCUGGAGAUAGCAGUUCUGUGGAUGAAAAGGCUCGAAUAGUAAGUGGCAAUGAUUUGGAUGCUUCCAAAUUCUCUACACUCCAGGUGUGUGGUGGGUGGAUAGCUACCUACACAUUCAUGUCUGCCAGAGGCUCUGUUACUAAUCUGUUCCUUGGUUUGGAGGAAUGUAUUAAUGAAUACCCUGGGCAGCAGUGGGCCAGCAUUUGUACAAUCAGCUUCAGAACUGUUCCUACUUUGGCUGCCCGGAAAUCUGGACUCUCCCUGGCUAUGGUGAUUAGGACAUCACUAAACAAUGAGGAACUGAAAAUGCACGUCUUCAAGAAGACCUUGCAGGCGUUGAUUUACCCCAUGUCCUCCACCACACCACACAAUUUUGAGGUCUGGACAGCUACCACGCCCACCUACUGCUACGAGUGUGAAGGACUUCUGUGGGGCAUUGCUCGGCAAGGCAUGAAGUGUUUGGAGUGUGGAGUGAAGUGCCAUGAGAAGUGUCAGGACCUCCUAAAUGCCGACUGUUUGCAGAGAGCAGCAGAAAAGAGUUCUAAACAUGGUGCCGAAGACAAGACUCAGACCAUUAUUACAGCCAUGAAAGAAAGAAUGAAGAUCAGGGAGAAAAAUAGGCCAGAGGUAUUUGAAGUAAUUCAGGAAAUGUUUCAGAUUUCUAAAGAAGAUUUUGUGCAAUACACAAAAGCAGCCAAACAGAGUGUACUGGAUGGGACAUCUAAGUGGUCAGCAAAAAUAACCAUUACAGUGGUUUCUGCACAAGGCUUACAGGCAAAAGACAAAACAGGGUCUAGUGACCCAUAUGUUACAGUUCAAGUUGGAAAGAACAAAAGAAGGACUAAAACCAUUUUUGGAAACUUGAAUCCAGUAUGGGAUGAGAAGUUUUAUUUUGAGUGUCAUAACUCCACAGAUCGAAUCAAAGUCAGAGUGUGGGAUGAAGAUGAUGACAUUAAAUCCAGAGUCAAGCAACAUUUCAAAAAGGAGUCAGAUGAUUUUCUGGGACAAACAAUUGUAGAAGUGAGGACCUUGAGUGGAGAAAUGGAUGUCUGGUACAAUUUAGAGAAACGGACAGAUAAGUCAGCUGUAUCUGGGGCCAUUCGAUUGAAAAUCAAUGUGGAAAUAAAAGGAGAGGAGAAGGUUGCUCCAUAUCAUAUACAGUACACAUGUUUACAUGAGAAUCUAUUCCAUUAUUUAACUGAAGUGAAAUCUAAUGGUGGAGUGAAAAUCCCAGAUGUCAAAGGAGAUGAAGCCUGGAAGGUUUUCUUUGAUGAUGCUUCCCAAGAAAUAGUUGAUGAAUUUGCCAUGCGUUAUGGGAUUGAGUCCAUUUAUCAAGCUAUGACGCACUUUUCAUGUCUGUCUUCUAAAUACAUGUGCCCUGGUGUUCCUGCUGUCAUGAGCACCUUGCUGGCUAAUAUAAAUGCUUUCUAUGCUCAUACAACAGUUUCAACAAAUGUUCAGGUUUCCGCCUCAGAUCGAUUUGCCGCUACCAACUUUGGUGUAAGUAUAAUUUUGUAAACUUUAAAAUUCUUAAUAGGACUAUCUCAUAGUGUAAGGGGCGACAUUUCAAAAUUUCAGGAAAACUUUCCUGCAAGCAAUACUGAAAGACUGCAAGACUUGAAAUCAACAGUCGACCUGCUAACAAGUAUCACCUUUUUUAGGAUGAAGGUAUCUUAUUUUAUUUCACUUCAAGUUCAAAGUCCUUCCCGCUCAUCAGCAGUUCUUAAAGACCCAGUGCAGCUAUGCCUGGACUCCAGAUCCAGGGAAACUGUGGACCUGUGUCAUGCUUUGCUGUACUCCCAGAUCACUGAUAUAUGUCCCAGUAAGAAACAGGACGUACCUCGGGAAGAUCAGGGACCAACUACCAAGAAUUUGGAUUUUUGGCCUCAACUUAUUACACUGAUGGUCACUAUUAUUGAUGAGGACAAAACUGCCUACACACCUGUCCUGAAUCAGUUUCCUCAAGAACUGAACAUGGGAAAAGUAAGUGCUGAAAUCAUGUGGACUCUUUUUGCUCUGGAUAUGAAAUAUGCAUUAGAAGGGUUUGAAGCCAGCAGUUUAACAGUGUACUUAAAAAUAAGCUUUGUAGAGUCAGAAACCUGGUGGUUUGAACCUUUUGUCAUGCAGUGGCUAGAUGAAAACGAAGAUGUAUCAGUGGAGUUCCUUCAUGGAGCACUGGGAAGAGACAAAAAAGAUGGAUUCCAGCAAACAUCUGAUCAUGCCCUCUUCUCUUGCUCCGUGGUUGACGUCUUUGCUCAGCUGAAUCAGAGCUUUGAGAUUAUUAAGAAACUGGAAUGCCCUAAUCCUGAAACAUUAUCCCACUUAAUGAGAAGAUUUGCAAAGACCAUCAACAAAGUGCUGCUCCAGUAUGCUGCAAUUGUAUCAAGUGAUUUCAGUUCGUAUUGUGAUAAGGAAAAUGUGCCCUGUAUCUUGAUGAACAAUAUUCAACAACUGCGGGUCCAGCUGGAAAAAAUGUUUGAAUCCAUGGGAGGAAAAGAGCUAGAUCCUGAAGCUAGCACUAUUCUAAAAGAACUUCAAGUUAAACUCAACGGGGUUCUGGAUGAGCUCAGCGUCACUUAUGGUGAAAGUUUCCAGCUUAUAAUUGAAGAGUGUAUAAAACAGAUGAGUUUUGAACUGAAUCAAAUGAGAGCAAAUGGAAAUGCCACAUCUAAUAAGAACAGUGCAGCAAUGGAUGCAGAAAUUGUGUUAAGACCUCUCAUGGAUUUUUUGGACAAGACAUUAAGUCUCUCAGCAAAAAUCUGUGAGAAAACAGUCCUGAAGCGAGCUUUGAAGGAACUAUGGAAGCUAGUCCUUAACAAAAUAGAAAAACAAAUUGUUCUUCCUCCUCUGACAGAUCAAACAGGACCCCAGAUGAUUUUCAUUGCAGCUAAAGAUAUUGGACAGUUAUCCAAACUGAAGGAGCACAUGAUUCGAGAGGAUGCCAAGGGCCUAACGCCAAGACAGUGUGCUAUAAUGGAGGUGGUCCUGGCUACCAUCAAGCAAUACUUUCAUGCAGGAGGAAAUGGCCUGAAAAAGAAUUUCUUGGAGAAAAGCCCAGAUCUUCAGUCUCUGAGAUAUGCUCUCAGUCUUUAUACCCAAACUACCGAUGCCUUGAUAAAGAAAUUCAUAGAUACUCAAACCUCACAGAGUUGCUCCUCCAAAGACGCAGUGGGUCAGAUAUCUGUUCAUGUGGACAUCACUGCCACCCCAGGAACAGGCGAGCAUAAAGUCACUGUAAAAGUGAUUGCUAUUAAUGACCUAAACUGGCAGACCACAGCAAUGUUCCGCCCCUUUGUGGAAGUUUGUAUACUGGGACCCAACCUUGGAGACAAGAAGAGAAAACAAGGCACAAAAACAAAAAGCAACACGUGGUCACCAAAGUACAAUGAAACAUUUCAGUUCAUUCUGAGUAAGGAAAACCGUCCAGGGGCCUAUGAAAUUCAUCUCUCAGUGAAGGAUUACUGCUUUGCCCGAGAAGAUCGAAUUAUCGGAAUGACAGUCAUUCAGCUACAGAACAUAGCAGAAAAAGGAAGCUAUGGUGCAUGGUAUCCUCUUCUGAAAAAUAUCUCCAUGGAUGAGACUGGUUUGACUAUUCUUAGAAUACUCUCCCAGAGGACUGGUGAUGAUGUGGCUAAAGAGUUUGUAAGACUUAAAUCUGAAACAAGAUCUACUGAAGAGAGUGCUUAAAAUGAACACUACAAGAACUCUAAUUAAUCUGAUUACUGCAUGCACAUGCAAAUACAUGGGAAUGUUUAUUUACCUACAUUUCAAUGUUUCCCAGUACAAUGUAUGCAAGGUCUGUGAAAAACCUGCUGAAUUUUUAUACCAAUUCUGGUCUUUGGGAAAUAAAUAAAUGUUCCAUGAAGUGCCAAAAUUAUGAUGUAAAGUGAAAUAUCAAGAAUAUCUUUUAAAAUGUUCAUUUCAUUACCAAUUUCUCAUUCAUUAAACAUACUAAAAAACAAUUAGUGUUUGAGUUGGCCCAUUGGUUGUCCUUAUUAAAUGAGUUUAUAUUGGCCAUAGAUCAGAAAGCAUUUAUUACUCAAAUUCUGUUUUAUUUAGACUUACGUCAUUGUAGCUGUUUUACAAAUACCUUUUUCUAACAAAACUAGAAUUGCAAUCACUUCUAGAAAGCAUUUGUAAUUUUAUAGUUGCAGAUAUAUUGUGAUGAUUUUUGCAUACAAAUUAAAAUAGAAAAGGUGGGAAAUAUUUUAUGCUGACCAGUUUCCAACCUUUCUGAAAUAUCACUGUGAAGAAAUGCUACUAAAGCAAACUUAUACAUAGCAAUGCUAAAUAGAGUUUGUUAACAAUGUUUGAUAUAUUGACAAAACUUUGUUCUUUAAAACUGCCAAGGUCACAUUACAUUUGUAAUAAAGGUAAGUUGAUGCAUUUUGUCAUAUAGCAUUAUGUCUGUUUUAUCAUAGUUCAUUCUUUAAAA